Synchiropus splendidus (mandarinfish) is the source of this 1550-nucleotide messenger RNA. RefSeq names its product cytohesin-3-like. The record is from RefSeq and is a predicted model, not a curated record. The coding region runs from base 279 to 1241 and encodes 320 amino acids. Gene Ontology annotation, molecular function: guanyl-nucleotide exchange factor activity. The transcript is spliced from 13 exons. Lineage: Eukaryota; Metazoa; Chordata; Actinopteri; Syngnathiformes; Callionymidae. Gene Ontology annotation, biological process: regulation of ARF protein signal transduction.
UCCCGGUGCUGGAGGAGUGAAGGCUGAUUCUGGGCGAUACCGAGGUCCGGCUCAGCAGCUCACGCCAGCCGAACACUGGACCCGUCGCUAGUGAACCGGACCUGUGGCAGUGUGACGCACCCGAACCGUAAAUGGCUCCCAUAUUCUCAAGAAGAGGAAGAAGCUGGUGGUGAGACUGCCAGUGCAUCCGAACCUGGAAAUUCGGAGGAGAAAAAUACCUGCGUGUUUAUUUUCACACGACGGAAGUUUAAGAGAGCGUUUUUCGGGAGGCUGCUGGCAUGGAUGACGACAGCCAAGUUCCCGAGGACUUGUCUUUGGAGGAAAGAGAUGAGCUGUCAAAUAUACGACGGCGGAAGAAGGAGCUUCUGGAUGAUAUUGAACGACUCAAGUUUGAGAUUGCAGAGGUCAUGACUGAGAUCGAGCAGCUGACCUGUGUAGGAGAGAGCAAAGCCACACAGAGAAACAAGCAGAUCGCCAUGGGCAGGAAGAAGUUCAACAUGGACCCAAAGAAGGGAAUCCAGUUCCUCCUGGAGAACGACCUCCUCCAGAACACACCGGACGACAUCUCUCAGUUCCUCUACAAAGGCGAAGGGCUCAACAAAACCGUAAUCGGGGACUAUCUUGGCGAACGGGACGACUUCAACAUCAAGGUCCUCCAGGCGUUCGUGGAGCUUCACGAGUUUGCAGACCUCAACCUUGUCCAAGCCUUAAGGCAGUUCUUGUGGAGCUUCAGACUUCCUGGCGAGGCCCAGAAGAUUGAUCGAAUGAUGGAGGCGUUCGCUUCCAGAUACUGCCAGUGCAACCCUGGUGUCUUCCAGUCUACAGACACCUGCUACGUCCUGUCGUUCGCCAUCAUCAUGCUGAACACCAGCCUGCACAACCCCAACGUCAGAGACAAGCCCCUGGUGGAGCGCUUCAUCUCCAUGAACAGAGGGAUCAACGAGGGGGGGGACCUCCCCGAGGAGCUACUCAGGAAUCUAUACGACAGCAUCAAGAGUGAACCCUUUAAGAUCCCGGAGGAUGACGGCAACGACCUGACGCACACCUUCUUCAACCCUGACAGGGAAGGUUGGCUCCUCAAGUUAGGGGGCCGAGUGAAAACCUGGAAGCGGAGAUGGUUCAUCCUGACCGACAACUGCCUCUACUACUUCGAAUACACCACGGACAAGGAGCCGCGUGGGAUCAUCCCGCUGGAGAACCUGAGCAUCAGGGAGGUGGAAGAGCCGCGGAAACCGAACUGAUUCGAGCUCUACAACCCGAAUCACAAAGGUCAGGUGAUCAAGGCCUGCAAGACGGAGGCGGACGGACGCGUGGUUGAAGGGAACCACGUGGUUUACCGGAUAUCAGCGCCGACGCCGGAGGAGAAGGAGGAGUGGAUCAAAUCCAUCAAGGCGAGCAUCAGCAGAGACCCCUUCUACGACAUGCUGGCCACCAGGAAGAGACGCAUCGCCAACAAGAAGUGAAAGCCGCAGCCGCUACCUUCCUCACUUUCUACACACCUUUUCUACCUUUCCCGCUCCACACACACGUUUGCUUUUCGGGUGCAUGUU